This is a messenger RNA of Brassica napus (rape), 1906 nucleotides long. RefSeq names its product defensin-like protein 4. The transcript has 2 exons. Gene Ontology annotation, biological process: defense response. Bases 1528 to 1770 code for a protein of 80 amino acids. The record is from RefSeq and is a predicted model, not a curated record. Lineage: Eukaryota; Viridiplantae; Streptophyta; Magnoliopsida; Brassicales; Brassicaceae.
GAAACUCCAUCCAUUGUUGGCUUUGUUUUAGACACGUCUUUUGACAAGAAUACAUACGAUUUGCUCUAGUUUUUUUUUUGUCAAUUCGAUUUGCUCUAGUUAAAGAACAAGAACUUGGCAAUUUUGUCUCCAUACUUGUUACCGCUCAAGUCAAGUUCGUUGGGCCCUUGGGGCCUUUUCGUUAACAAGAUUCAUGUUUCCAAUCUGAGUCGUUGAAUCUAUGAACUCAAUACCAGCCCAAUACCAACCCAAUACAUGGCUUGCAUCAAUGUCGCCUGGUGCAUGAGAUAGCUAGUGAAUUCCUUUCCCAUUUUCUCCCAUUCGGAAUAUUAAACUGAACCAACGGUGAAAAGUCUUUAACUUCUUACAUAGUCUAAUUAACUUAUCUAUGAAAACAAAGGAGCACUGACUCGAAACGUAUUAGUUUGGAAGCGUCUGUAUGCCACCUUGAUCUGCUCUUCCUCUGCAUCUCAUCCAACUCUGUACUCAAAAACCAGACAACACAGAACCAAACCCAAGAAUGAUUAUGAAUUGUGUUUCACUCAGAAAUCUUAAUUCAUAUAAGAUAUGUUUAGAUUGGUUUCUUAUAUAAUAUAAAUUCCAUGUACAAUGUAUUCUUGUCUAUCAACAUCUCCGAUUUGAUAAGAACGUUGCUUACCUAGCUAAGUCAACUCUAAAAUAGAAAUGUAAGAAACAGUGUGGUGCAUUCAGUGGGAUUUUUGGUAUUACCAUUCAAAAAUGAGCAUUGAUAUAUAUUGAGCAUUGACCAUUCAAAAUAUAUUUGAUAUAUUUGGUACCAUCAACUGGAAUCUUAUUACCGGCCGUUUUCACUUCCCUAAUCAGAGAAUCCAGUACCAAUUCAUCAACCCCAGAACAAGAUCCGGCCCGAUGAAGAUCUUAUCUUCUUGAGUCUUGAUAAAGUCAAAUUAACACUAGCUCUGCCAAACCAGUCCCUUAGGUUACAUUAGACAGAGCAGUUAACCUUUCAUAGGCAUAGAUAGGCGGUGGAGAAAUCAACCAAAAACUAUUACUAACGUACUACUUGCGAAUUAAUAGCACGAUGACAGAUUCGUCACUGCACGAAAGCAUGGCGCCUAUCUUAAAGUCGUCCAUGAUCUUGCAAAAGAUUUCGAAUUCUUAAAAUUAAUCAACAUAUAUUCUAAGGAAAAAAACAUAUUGCAUAUUAUCGAUUUAUCAAUGAAGAAUGGUUAAUUAACAUCUGUUUCAUAAUUUCCUAUCCUAGUUCUAUACCUCAUGCAACGAACUUUGAAAUCUCUGUCUAAUCACUAAAAUUGUGUAACUAUGACGUGGUCAAGAUCUUUAAUUUGUUGAGUCUUCACAAAGUAAAAUUAACCAAGGCCCGCCCAUGUGAACGAUAUAGCAUUAGCUCAAAGCCAACAAAGCCGCUUGGGUUACACUAGAUAGAGGCUAGCUAACCUACUAGCAUUUCACUAUAAAUAGAGGUCAAUCUUACUCUUAUUUCUUUACACUUCACAAAAAUUAAUCGAAAACAGUUUUCUAGUAGUCAUGAUUAAGUUUGUUUCCAUCAUCACCCUUCUCUUUGCUGCUCUCGUUCUCUUUGCUGCUUUUGAAUCACCAACAAUGGUGGACGCGCAGAAGUUGUGCCAGAAGCCUAGUGCGACGUGGUACGGAUUAUGUGGAAAUAGUAAUAAUUGCAAGAACCAAUGCAUCAACCUUGAGGGAGCACGACAUGGAUCUUGUAACUAUAUUUUUCCAUAUCACAGGUGUAUCUGCUAUAUCCCAUGUUAAUCUACCAAAACUCUGUAGUGCUUGUGUGUUUAUUUACAUUCAAUAAGUCGUGUCACUCUCUGAGUGCCCUUAUGACAUGUACCAAGUAUGUUAAUGUAUGUUUUCUGUGAUACUAUAAAGUUUUAUGUACUACGUA